Juglans regia (Persian walnut) is the source of this 634-nucleotide messenger RNA. Its product is annotated as defensin-like protein 1. NCBI's taxonomy places the organism in Eukaryota, Viridiplantae, Streptophyta, Magnoliopsida, Fagales, Juglandaceae. The transcript is spliced from 2 exons. The coding region runs from base 103 to 327 and encodes 74 amino acids. The record is from RefSeq and is a predicted model, not a curated record. Gene Ontology annotation, biological process: defense response.
GAGCUCCCUCUAUAUGUAUUGAUGAAGGAAACUAUUUGGUUUGCAGGAGGUUUCAACAGUGAAUGAAAGAAGAUCAGAGCAAGGGUAAAAGAUAGACAAGACAUGGAGAGAAAAACCUUUGGGCUUCUGUUUUUACUGCUCAUUUUCAUUGCUUCUCGAGAGAUGGUGCUGCGUGCAGAGGCAAGGGUUUGCGAAUCCAAGAGCCAUGGGUUUCGGGGUAUGUGCGCGAGAGACCACAACUGUGCUCUGGUAUGCAGGAAUGAAGGUUUCUCGGGUGGCAAUUGCAGAGGAUUCCGUCACCGCUGCUUUUGCACUAAGCUUUGUUGAUCCUACUCGAUAAUAUGAAUAAUGAUCAUCUCUUCUAUUUUUAGGAGAGUUGUCGUGCUAGCUAGCUUGUCUCUUUCUUUGAAUUUAGGGUCAUAUUGUCGUGGAACUUGCUCAGAAAAACGAGACAAGCAUUAACUGUUUUUGGCAAUAUCGUUCUUGUUUAAUAUAGACCUCUAGGCUUGGCUUUAAGAUCAGAAUAAUGUAUCUUUUGCAAUAUCUUUCAGAAGCAAGAUCCCACUGUUCAUGUCAUGUGUGUUCUUAGCGUACGUAAUGAGUUUUCUUUUAAGUACUUAAUUACUAUUUUCCA